CCUCUCCCUCUCCUAGCACCCCUCUAGGGAGUCUGCUGUGUGGAGCUGAGUGAGCAGCAAAGAGGAAGAGUAGAAGGAUGUGCAAUAAGAGAAGAGGCUGUGAGUGACAGCAAGUGACAGGCUGACAGCUCAUGCUUGUGGCGCAGAGAAGGUCCUUGAUAACAGCAGAAAGUCAUCAGCUGCUGGGGAACACCCGGGGCAAGGCAGGGAAGACAUGCAAUUCCUUCUUCAUAAUUUGAAAUAUUGAUCAGGGUUAGCAAUACCUGUGCAUUGUUACAGAAUGUCCUGUGAUAGCAGUGAAGUUGUUGGACACCCAAUAUAUAAACCAUGUGAACAGAUUCAAUGCUCCACUUCCCAGCUUAGCAGUCCAAAUGGAAAUAGGAAAUCUGCGGCAUUGCUGAAAGUCAGAGGGAGCUUAAGUAAUAUGCAAUAUUCUUCUGUCGCACUGGAUCCAGAAACCUUGGAGAACAAUGGAUCGGGGAUUCCCCACAGCCCUGAGGAAGGCACAAAGGCUACAGCCUUGACAGCAAGUGGAGUCCGUAGGGCAUGUACAACAAAGUGUUUCCAUAGCCAUUAUUUAACUAAAACUAGUACACAAGGAGAUGUCUACAACUUCCUGGAGAGGCCCAGCGGAUGGAAGUGUUUUAUCUAUCAUUUUACAGUAUUUCUUUUGGUGCUGAUUUGUUUAAUAUUCAGUGUACUGUCUACAAUAGAACAUUAUUCUGAAUUUGCUACUGGAACACUUUUUUGGAUGGAAAUAGUUCUGGUUGUGUUCUUUGGUGCUGAAUAUGUGGUCCGAUUGUGGUCUGCAGGCUGCAGGAGUAAGUAUGUUGGCUUCCAGGGAAGAAUACGGUUUGCCAGAAAGCCAAUAUCAAUUAUCGAUCUAAUUGUGGUAGUAGCCUCAAUUAUUGUUCUGAGCAUAGGAUCUAAUGGACAGGUGUUUGCCACCUCUGCAAUUAGGGGGAUACGGUUUCUCCAGAUACUUCGCAUGCUUCAUGUAGAUCGACAGGGUGGCACAUGGCGACUAUUAGGAUCAGUUGUUUUCAUACAUCGUCAGGAACUCAUAACCACAUUGUACAUUGGAUUCUUGGGAUUAAUCUUUUCAUCCUAUUUUGUUUAUCUUGCUGAGAAGGAUGCCGUUGAUGAGGAUGGAAAGACAGGUUUCUCCAGCUAUGCUGAUGCCCUUUGGUGGGGUGUGGUAACUGUCACAACAAUUGGUUAUGGAGAUAAAGUUCCCCAGACGUGGAUUGGGAAGACAGUAGCUUCCUGUUUUUCAGUAUUCGCUAUAUCUUUCUUUGCUCUGCCAGCGGGUAUUCUGGGGUCUGGUUUUGCCCUGAAAGUACAGCAGAAACAACGUCAGAAGCAUUUCAAUAGACAAAUCCCAGCUGCAGCAUCUCUAAUUCAGACUCUGUGGCGGUGCUAUGCAGCAGAGAAAUCUUGCAGUUCUACUGCAACAUGGAAGAUCUAUGUUACAUCACCAGUGCAUAACCCAAAAAAGCCACCAGCGCCAUCUAGCCCUAGUUUGAGAAAACAGGCUAGAAGAUACAAAAGAAAAGGGAGACUAGGCUGUGGAAAUGGUUCUGCACCUGUAAUAAACCCAGGAGAGAAUACCUUGUCUGUUCCACAGAUAACUUAUGAUCACAUUGAUGAACAAGGCGACAAAAAAAAUGUCUCUUUCUACAUUGGUGAACCAGGAGUGAGAAGGCGUUUAGAAGGGAGUACCCAAGAAAUGUCACGAGCAAAUAGCUUCACUGAUGACAUUGACCUUAUGUCAGAAGAGUCACCACUGCCAGCUGUAUCCAAUGUGGCACAGUUCUUCUUCCUUCUCUUUCAUCUACUGAAUACGGAAUGAAGGCUCUCAAAUUUCCACAUAUGUGGACUAGAAUGCUUUCUAUCAAUUUUUUAUAUUCCAUUUUCAUAUUUUGAGAGAUGAGUCUUUACUUUUUUAACUGCAUCUAGAUGCAAGAAUCAAAUGUAAAAUUUACCUAAGCAGUUUUUAUUAUUAGUGUUUCUUAGAACAUGAAGAAUACAUUCAUAAUGGGAUUAUGGAAUGCAUAAAGUAAAUUUCCAGUGAAUUAAGUAGAUGAUGUAUAUGUAACACUGGAGAACAGAAUAUAUUUCAAAUAGAUUAUGUCUCUGGAGGACAGUGUCAUUACAUUGUUGGUGAAAAACAGUGCUGCUUUUUCCUUGUGGAGAAAACCUGUGCUUUAAAAAUAAGUGCUUGGUUUAAAAAAAAAAAAAAAAGUCAAAGAGGAAUUUCAUACUUUGGAUAAAUUAGCAAGUUUUGACUGAAUUUUCCUUUGAGUUGAUUAGGGAAGAAAUUGUCCGAGCUUAUGCCUCUAGAUGAAAGAGCAUCGUACUCUAGCACUGAUGGCCAGUUCAGCCACCAUAGGAUAACAUCUAGUGACUUAGAAUAAGAUUCAUAACAUCCAGCCAUUUAGAAUGAAGAUAUGACUGAGCAAGUCAAGGCAAAAACUUGUAUUCCAACACCCUGUUGGGUCUAACUCUGAUGUACAAGAACACAUUUCUUUUCAGCCAGACACAGUCUGGAAUCAUCUUUUAUGAGCAGACACUGAAAGAUAAGUUUUAAGAAGCAUAGACAGCUUACUCAUUUUUGUAUUGAAAGAGAAGCAACAGUACCCACGUUUUAUAUUACAGAUUAUUGAUUUAAACAUUCAUAAAGUGAGAGGCCUGGUUUCAGUUUCUUCAUUAGACAGAAGAGAUUGAAAGCCAGAACUUCCACCUACUGGGAGGACUUAAAAUCAGUCACGAGAAAACAGAAUAGCUAGAAGUUGUGAGGGAGUAUUUCUUCCUUUUUGAAAAUGUCCAAAAUCUGUUUACAGGAAGAGUAAACUAUUUAAAGACUUUGCACAGAAGUGAAAAAUUUUUUAGUCAAAUGGGCAGUAGAGCUAACUCAGAAACAUUCAGAAAUGAAUCAUCAUACUAGAAAUUUAGUGAAUGCUGAAGCAUGUCACGUCACUCAGCACUAAUCAGGGCUGGGAACAUAUUACAAAUAGUAGGAGUGAAAUUACAUUACAUUCAGUUCAUAGUGGUCAUACCAAAAGUAACACUUGACACUUUCUCUAAUUACUCAUUUGUGUCAUUUCUCACAAAUGUUUGUGAUCUGAUAUAAUUUAAUAUACAUUAGUGGGUAUGGUAAGGGUUUUCCCAGAGGAGACCUUUCUUGAUGUUAUUGCAAUAAUUUGCUAGGGUAAGUGUGCAUUGAAUAUAUAACUUUACAUUCAAUACAACAGUGUUGGAAACUUUUUCAACAGUUUCAGACUGACUUUCUUUUCCAGCUGGUACAGAUUGUCACCUUUUCCCCAUUCUUUCUUCAUUUUGCUGCAAAUAAGAUUGCACAUUCUUACAGUAGUUAUAGAGUUGCUGUUUUCCUGGCUUCCUCUGCAAACAUUUUUUUAUUGUUUAGCUUUACCCUGUCCCCAAAUCCAGCUCAAAUAAAGAAGAAGAAACAUUUCCUUGAACUGCAGGAGUAAAUGAUGACCUGCUUGGGGCAGAAAAGAGGGAGUAAAUGUGUGCAUGACAGAUCAGAGAUCAUCUGUGCACAAAUAAGUUCUCUUGAGUUAUUAAUUGGGACGCUUACUGUGCAUAAUCCUUAAAAAAGACUUUGCUUUGCUCCUGAUUAGGUGUAGAAAUUCAUGGUGGGGUACAGUAUGUAGGAUGAAGCGAGCAAAGUAAAGCAAGUUCAGGAGUUAAAAUUCAGAACUUCAAGUCUCAAAGGACGAGAGAUUUCCAGAACUGCCUUUUCUACAAGUGUGUGGAAUGAUGUCUUUUGAGACUUUAUCUUCCAACAGAGCAGGGCAAGGUCCAGAUACAUGCAAUUGAAUGAAGUCAGAAAUUUCAUGUAGUUGUCAGAUGUGAUCUCCCACUCAAGAGCUUCCACAAUAGGGAGAAAUACACUGGAUGUCAAGUCCUUCCGCUUUUUUACCUCAGUGUUACUACAUCUUGUUGGAGAGGGCAAGGAAAGGUGAAUGGUAUUAAGAAUGUUUUAUAGUUGCUCUUUCCAAAUCCCUAAUGAAACUUGUGUCUUAUGCUGUAAACUUUUCCAUCAUCUAAUACUCCAAAAGGUCACUAAAACGUUUAAUCCUUGAGUGAAUGUAUGGGACCUAUCAUUCCAACUUUAGGAUCUGCAGCUGCUUAUCUUGUCCUCCACCGAGCUAAACUGGAUGACUUGUUGGUGAGGCAGCUAGGGUUGUUUAACUUCAUUUACUCCAUUGUUGACUCACAGCUGGAGUAAAGACACCAGUGUUUUUGAAGACUAGUAUCAAGACACAACAGAAAAAUGGCUAAUUUUGUAAAAAUUCAUAUUUGGUGCAGAUAAAAGGUAAAGAUCAUUUUUUCAUUGGCAAUUCAGCUUCUGUCCUCUGGGGAAGAAAAGAAACUGAAGUCUAGCACUGCAUCUCCUGAGAAAGCCAAGAGCAACAGCAAGAGUCUCUGCUUAGAGAGCACACAAGUAUUCUGGCUACUUUCUGUGGUCCUUUGCCUUUGUGCUGCCCCAGCAUUCAGAACUCUUGAUUUAAAAGUUAGAAAAGUACCUCGUGCCUUUUUCGGCAAUGGGGGAUGUGUGUGAAUGUAUUCAAGUAUCUUUUAUAUCUGCUUAUGAACCAGUUCUCUAUUUAAUGUAAUCUAUUUUUCAACCUGCGUUCCUCCACUGCCUCAUCUAGCAACAAGUUUCAGGAGUUCACCUUCCUCUUGUAAUGAAGAUUUUAAAAAUUUCUUUUAAACUGGUGCCCUACUCAUUUUUAUGGUUGGCCCCCAGUUCUAGCAUUGCAGGAAUUCAGGUAGUUGAACUCUGUAUUCUUUGUUAUGAGUUGGGAUGUCUGUAAGUCAUCUUCCUGCCCCAGCCAAAUAUUAACAAAUUGAGGCCUGUCUGUAAGAGGCUCUUCUGACUAAUUUGUGAUGGAACUAUAGGCCAGGAUCGGAAAAGCCUGAUAGAUGAAGUGGGAAGAAUCUCAAAAUUAAUGGAAAAAUAAGCUUUAACACUGCAUGUUUGUAGUACACUCUACAGUUCAUGACGUGCAUGUGCUUCAAGAUGAUGAUAUAUUUGUUUCUCUUUGGAUAUUUGGAUCUCUGAAGAUUAGUUCUUAUAACUCGUGCUGUUGAUUAUAAAGCCUUGUUACCAGAAUUUGGAUAUAAGAUGUUCUUAAAGCUGCCAUACAUGGAUGCAGCAAUUAUAUAUUCACGAUAACGUACCAUCAGAUUGUUCCAUCUCAUCACCAUCCUAUAUUUAUAUAAUGCCAGUCAUGUAACACUUUUUUGAGGUCCUUAUUUCAUGCCACGUCCAUUUUCUGCUUGGUAUAAUUUUGUAAUUUAGCAUCUUUCAUAAUCAGCAGUCCUACCUCCUUUGGGAAAACAAAAAGGUAAAUAAAACCCGAUCUGUAAAUCCAUGCAACUACACCAAGAAAGGAAAACAUUCCCUUUCUUUUAGAAAGAUAAAAUUCCAACAUAUUGCAUUUGGGAUACGUGACUGUGAAAUUAAGUAUGUCUCAUACUCCAUAUGCAUAAAAAAAGAGUUAGGAUGGUGCAAUGAACUUAACCAUAAUAUUUCUUGAGCUUUUUGUGUUAAAUUCUCUAGCAGAAUUAUGCCUUUGCAAAAGGGGGAAUGGAGUAAGAGUCUGAACAAAGAGACAGAACUCCAUGUUAAAUGCUCUGCUGCAAUAUGGAAAUUUGAAAAUCGAGUAUGCAAAUCUAAUUAAUUCCCAGAGAUUGAGGCCAUGGACAAUCAGGCUCCUUCAGUUAAGGCUAUUUUCAUACUAGAUAAUUAAUUUUAAACAUCUGCUGUUUAAGUCAAAAUAGACCAGAGAUUUAAGUAGUAGUGCAGAAAAUGUUGAAUUGAGGUUUUUUUAACUGCAUCUGUCUAGAAUCUAGUUGUGAUUUCAGCCAGCUCUCAAUUGUAGUGGUUUGAUGUUAAGUACAGUUAAGUCAGAUAUCAAUAUAUGAAUGUAAUUAGCACACCAGCUGGUUAAAGUAGGAACCUGUGUCCACAGAGAAAAGUGGUUGUUUAUUUUUUUUUCCUGCUUUCUCUGUUAAAUUUUAAGCAUUUUUUUCUUUUUCUGCAAAGAACAAAUUGAAUUUUCCUUUUCAUUUUAGGCUAAUUCAAAUAGGCAUCUAAGCUUUUACCUUGCAAUUGAAGUUAAUGCACUUGAAAAAUAGUUAACUCUGGAUUUGCGAUUGCAAAUAACAACUGAAAUAGUUUUAUUUUUACUUUUGCAUAUGUUCAAUUUUUUUUUAAUUUACUUUAAUUCACUUUUCUUAACACAAUAUGCUAUGCAAUGCGAAGUUUCCUAAUUAUGAUCAUGAUUUAAGUUUAAACUAAUUUUAAUACCAGUUCCUUCCGCUUUGAACUCUUGUUUUUUCCUUGCAUUUAUGAUAUGCCAAAUGCUGAUUAAGACAACUCAUUUUGGGGGGAGAUGUUGGAAA
Molecule: messenger RNA, 6438 nt
Organism: Cuculus canorus (common cuckoo)
Lineage: Eukaryota; Metazoa; Chordata; Aves; Cuculiformes; Cuculidae
Product: potassium voltage-gated channel subfamily KQT member 1
Exons: 13
Coding region: 281-1852 (523 amino acids)
Biological process (GO): transmembrane transport; potassium ion transport
Cellular component (GO): voltage-gated potassium channel complex; membrane
Molecular function (GO): voltage-gated potassium channel activity
Source: RefSeq, a predicted model, not a curated record